AUGGCAACACUUUCAUCGCCAACAACAACUUAUUCCGGUCUUGUUUCAGAUACAUUAAUACGUAUUUAUAAUAAAUAUCAUUAUAAAAAUGAUAUUAAAUUCGCUAAAACAGCAUGUCAAGCAGCUAAAUUUCUUGACGAAUAUUUAUCACGUCAUGAACAAGCAAAAAAUAAUGAAAAUUCAGUAUUUUUGUGUCAUAUAUAUCAUAUGUUUGUUGAAUUUAUAUUUAAUACACUUGAAAUUGUAGAAAAAGAUUAUUAUACAACAAAUACACAUGAUCUUGAGAAUAUACAUUAUAAUAUUUUUACAAAUACACAUUUUAAUAAACAUUGUGGCUCAGAAAAAGGUCCUCAUGGUGAAACUUCAUUAUUUAUGAUAUCAUAUAUAGCACAAAAAAUAAAAUUUGAUUAUAAUAUUACAUUUGAAGAAUUUAAACGACAUGCUUGUCAUGUUGAUGCCUAUAUUGAAAAAAUGAUGACAUAUCUCAGAGAAAAACAUUUGACAGAUGAUCAACAAAAAAAUGGAGUGAAAUCUCAUAUUGACGAAACACCUUCUAUAAUUUAA
Molecule: messenger RNA, 564 nt
Organism: Rotaria sp. Silwood1
Lineage: Eukaryota; Metazoa; Rotifera; Eurotatoria; Philodinida; Philodinidae
Source: the annotation of a GenBank genome assembly